AUGUAAAUAGGGCGCUAAUUUUUAAUAAUCAUAAAUCUAGAGAGUAUGGGAAAAAUAAAGUAUAUUUUAUUAAUAAAUUUUCUAAGCAGCGACUUACAUUUAAUAAUAUUGAAUAUUAUACAAUAUGCAUGGCCAAGAAUGUAUUAUGUUGUAACAAAAUUAAAUGAAAAAAUAUAAGAAAGAGGAGGGGAAAAUAGGUAACUUUAUAGAGUUUAAAGCUAAUUAUUCAAACGCAUUAUUUGUUAAUUAAUGAUGCUGAGAUGA
Tetrahymena thermophila SB210 is the source of this 264-nucleotide messenger RNA. Its product is annotated as transmembrane protein, putative. The transcript has 2 exons. NCBI's taxonomy places the organism in Eukaryota, Ciliophora, Oligohymenophorea, Hymenostomatida, Tetrahymenidae. The record is from RefSeq and is a predicted model, not a curated record.